Molecule: messenger RNA, 504 nt
Organism: Aplysia californica (California sea hare)
Lineage: Eukaryota; Metazoa; Mollusca; Gastropoda; Aplysiida; Aplysiidae
Product: tau-tubulin kinase homolog Asator
Exons: 2
Coding region: 25-489 (154 amino acids)
Biological process (GO): peptidyl-serine phosphorylation; signal transduction
Cellular component (GO): cytoplasm; nucleus
Molecular function (GO): protein serine/threonine kinase activity; ATP binding
Source: RefSeq, a predicted model, not a curated record
UGGAGAAGAAGUUGUUGUGUGGAGAUGUGUGAAGGUGGCUGUUGUUUGCUCACAGGACGAGACCACGUGUGUCGCUUCAUCGGCUGUGGCCGCAACGAGCGCUACAACUAUGUGGUCAUGUCCCUGCAAGGGAAAAACCUGGCAGAACUACGCCGCAGCCAGACCAGAGGAUGUUUUUCCCUGAGCACCACACUCCGCCUGGCGUCUCAGAUACUGCGGGCCAUAGAGGCCAUACACGAUGUGGGAUUUCUGCACAGAGAUAUCAAACCGUCAAAUUUUGCCAUGGGUCGACAACCGAACCACCGCCAUGUGUACAUGUUGGACUUUGGCCUGGCCCGCCAGUACACCACGGCCUCGGGAGAAGUGCGACAGCCCCGCUCGGCCGCAGGUUUCCGAGGCACCGUUCGUUACGCUUCCAUCAAUGCACACAAGAACAAGGUUUGUACAAGGGCCCAGUGUUCCUGGCCCGGCAGCCAUGUUUUGUCAUGAUAUUUCUCGUUGAUG